Molecule: messenger RNA, 369 nt
Organism: Tricharina praecox
Lineage: Eukaryota; Fungi; Ascomycota; Pezizomycetes; Pezizales; Pyronemataceae
Exons: 1
Coding region: 64-273 (69 amino acids)
Source: RefSeq, a predicted model, not a curated record
GGGGGGGGGGUAGGUAGGGGGAUCAAAUUGGCUGCUUUUUUUUUCUUUCCCUUUGUUUGGUCCAUGUCUGGCUGUCUACCUACGCAUCUCUGCUCUCAUCGUGGCUUUCUCGGCAUAUUUGUUUCCUCCUUUCUUUCUUUUUUGUCUCUCUUCGGCACGUUGUUGAUACAGCAUAGUUGCUUUGUGGUGGUGCAUUUACCGGCAUUGUCAUUUAUCUAUUUGGUCCUGUCCUGCCCUGUCCUGUCUUCAGCUAUCAUACGGAGAGGCGUUUGAGUUUUAUUUUUAUUUUCGUUGUUAUUUUCUUUUCUUUUAUUCUCCUUUUCUCAUUUGUUUCAUUGCAGUUUGUAGGUAGGACGAUCGGAAGGGAGG